Messenger RNA from Rhinichthys klamathensis goyatoka, 1662 nucleotides. RefSeq names its product notochord granular surface (gene ngs). The record is from RefSeq and is a predicted model, not a curated record. Gene Ontology annotation, biological process: skeletal muscle organ development. The transcript has 11 exons. The coding region runs from base 65 to 1624 and encodes 519 amino acids. Gene Ontology annotation, cellular component: Z disc; cell-cell junction; intermediate filament. NCBI's taxonomy places the organism in Eukaryota, Metazoa, Chordata, Actinopteri, Cypriniformes, Leuciscidae.
AAUGAGUGCGGACUGAAAGCUUCUGUCGCAUCUUUGGAGACGCGCAAGGACCAUCACCUUCACCAUGAGUUACAGCCCAGAAAGGAUGUCAUCUUACCGCCGUCACUUUGAGGGUGGCCUGACCUCGUCUUCCACGCUCCAGGUCCGGGUGUCCAGCCCUUCGCCCACCCGUGGGCCCGCGCGCCACCGCUCCGCCAGUUACAACCGGAGCGGCACUUUGGGGCGCAGGACGCUCUCCGGAUCCCGCAGAUCACGCAUGACCAGCAGUGUUAGUAUGGGAACGCUGUGUCUGGGCAUGGGUUGGGGGGUUGCAGGAGGUGCUGUGGAUCUGGACGCUGCCGCUGCUGAGAACCAGGCUUUCCUCAGCACACGCACAGGUGAGAGAAAGGAGAUGGUUGCCCUGAACGACCGCUUGGCUGUAUACAUCGAAAAGGUUCGUUCUCUGGAGCAGAGCAACAAGCUGCUGGAGGCAGAAAUUGAUGCCAUCAAGGGUCACUAUGUGAAGCCGUCCGGCCUGAGACUGCUCUAUGAGGAGCAGCUGAGGGAGCUGAGGAGGAUUGCAGACCAGAUGAAAGUCCAGCGGGACCUGGCGGUAGCAGCAAAGGAUGCCAUGGCAGGUCAGCUGGAAAUGCUGAAGGUCAAAUACGAGGAGGCUCUUGAGGCCAGAAAGAAGGCGGAGCUUGAGAUCGAGGCCUUCAGACCGGAUGUGGAUGCAGCCACGUCUGCCCGAAUUGCCUUGGAAAAACGACUGGAAAACCUAGAAGUGGAGCUCGAGUUCCUACAGAGGAUUCACAAAAAGGAAAUCGAGGAGUUGAUGGCUCAGAUUUAUGGAUCGGUGGCUAAGGUAGAUGUGGCCUUCUCUUUGCCCGAUCUGGCCACCGCUCUCAAACAGAUCCAGGCUCAAUAUGACAGCAUCGCCGCACAAAACCUGCAGGAGAUGGACGCCUGGUACAAAGCGAAGUUCCAAGAUCUAAACAAUGCAACAUCACGGCACAUGGAAACAGCAAGGAGCGUCAGAGAAGAAAUCACAGCUUAUAAGAAAGAGAUUCAAAAUAAACUGAGAGAACUGGAGGUUCUUAAAAACAGGAAUGAAGCACUGCUGCUCCAGAUCAAAGAAGCCCAGGAGAAAUACAAGAGAGAGGAGGAGGAGCUACAGAUCCGUAUAAAGACUUUGAAGGAGGAACUGAAGUCUAUUAAGGGGAAGAUUGCGCUUCUGCUGAGAGAAUAUCAGGAUCUGCUCAAUGUUAAGAUGUCGCUGGAGAUUGAAAUCACCACAUACAGGAAGCUGAUAGAGGGAGAAGACAGUCGCUUAUCCAGCAUGGUGAGCAGUCUGUCUCUCAUGAGCGCGAGCGCAGCAAUGGUCAGCAGCGUUUCCGGGGCAAGCAGUCAAGGGGUCAGUGGAGCGGUGAGCUCAUCCGCCUCAGAGAAGAUGCUCUCCAGCAGCUCAAUAGUCAACCACAACCAUCACGAGUCCGUGGAGGAGUUCAGCCAUGAACAGGCUGUGGAGAUGACGGAGAGGAAAACGGUCCUCAUUAGAACAGUUAAGACAGAUGAGGACAUGAUUCAAAGGGACACACAAGAGCGCACGAUCACCAUCUCUGGCGCCGCAGAUGAGAACGAUUGAAUUAGACCCUUGUAUUAGUCAUGAGACCUCGACCUAAA